AAUGGCAUUAAGAAACAGAUUGUUUUAGGCGUUCAAUACCGUACACAGGUAUAUUAAGUAAAAAUUCAUAGAAUUUUUAAUGUUGAGGCUAAAUUCUUACCAUACACUUGCACAACUAGAAAUGAAGCCUUAGUCCAGAAUCACACUAAACAUUAAUCCUACUUACAGUAUUUUAUUUUUUAAGGCAUAGCUUUGCCAAAAAAGAUCAGAAUCUCUAAAAUAUCACUCGAUCUACAUUAGAUGAAUUCUAAAAAAUGGAAUUUAAUGUUAUUACAAACUUUUAGAGAAAUGGACUAAGUAUUAUUGCAUAUAUUAUUAUAGAUAAUACAUAUGUGGAUCCACAUUAAAUCAUUUAUUAGCUUGAUAGAAUUGAAGUCUUAAGAAAAUUAAAGUAUUUUUUAUUAUCAACUUCUAGAGUCUUAGAAUAAAAUGCAGGAGCAUUUCCGAAAGAUGAAGCUGAAUGCUUAAAAUUAAUAGCCAAAGUCCACCUAGAAGAACCAAAGUAAAAAAUUUGUUACAUUUUAGUGCAUAAGCUAAUUUGGAUAAAUUUAUAGAAGCUAAUCCAUAAUGUAGAAGAUUAUUAUCCCUUGGAUAAAUUUGAGC
Molecule: messenger RNA, 603 nt
Organism: Paramecium pentaurelia
Lineage: Eukaryota; Ciliophora; Oligohymenophorea; Peniculida; Parameciidae
Source: the annotation of a GenBank genome assembly